Molecule: messenger RNA, 2110 nt
Organism: Microtus ochrogaster (prairie vole)
Lineage: Eukaryota; Metazoa; Chordata; Mammalia; Rodentia; Cricetidae
Gene: Foxd1
Product: forkhead box D1
Exons: 2
Coding region: 333-1439 (368 amino acids)
Biological process (GO): cell differentiation; regulation of transcription by RNA polymerase II; anatomical structure morphogenesis
Molecular function (GO): DNA-binding transcription factor activity, RNA polymerase II-specific; RNA polymerase II cis-regulatory region sequence-specific DNA binding
Source: RefSeq, a predicted model, not a curated record
CGCGCCCUCCUGGGCGCCCGACACCGACUGGCCGGCCGGGGUCCCGCCACCCCCUCCUCAGCUGACCCGGCCGGAGGGACGGCAGAGGAGAAGGUCAAGUUAGGCGCUCACUGCCCCGUGCACCCGGAGUUGGGGAGCGCAGACGCCGCGCGCAGCCCGAAUCGCAGAGUCGAGGCGCAGGGCUCUGCAGCGGUUCCAGCACCUCCUGCAGCCGCGGGUCCCAGCGUGGCGUCCCCGCUCCCCACCCGCCGCCCCGGGGCCGGCCUGGGGAGCCGAGGGAGCCGGGAGCCCGGCGCCCCUAUGCGCCGCCGCGUCGCCGCGCAGCCCCAGCUAUGACCCUGAGCACGGAGAUGUCCGAUGCCUCCGGCCUCGCCGAGGAGACAGACAUCGACGUGGUGGGGGAGGGCGAAGACGAAGACGAGGAGGAGGACGAUGACGACGAGGGCGGCGGCGGGCCCCGGUUGCCCGGCUCGGCCCAGCGGCGGCGGCGCUCUUAUGCCGGGGAGGACGAGCUCGAGGACUUGGAGGAGGAGGACGACGACGAUGACCUGCUGCUGGCCUCGCGGCCUGCCGCGUCCCCCGCGCCUCCGGGCCCUGUGCCCGCGUCGGGGACCGGCACGGGAAGCUGCAGCGGUGCGGGAGCGGGAGGCAGCUCCGGAACCGGCGCGGGCGCGGGCGCGGGCGGCGGUGCCAAGAACCCACUGGUGAAGCCCCCCUACUCGUACAUCGCGCUCAUCACCAUGGCCAUCCUGCAGAGUCCGAAGAAGCGCCUGACGCUCAGCGAGAUCUGCGAGUUCAUCAGCGGCCGGUUCCCGUACUACCGGGAGAAGUUCCCCGCCUGGCAGAACAGCAUCCGCCACAACCUGUCACUCAACGAUUGCUUCGUCAAGAUCCCGCGCGAACCGGGCAACCCGGGCAAGGGCAACUACUGGACGCUCGACCCGGAGUCUGCAGACAUGUUCGACAACGGCAGCUUCCUGCGGCGCCGCAAGCGCUUCAAGCGCCAGCCGCUGCUGCCCCCGCACGCGGCGGCCGAGCUGGCGAGGACCGCCUUCGGCUACCGGCCGCACGCGCUGGGCGCCGCCCUGCCCGGCCCGUUGCAGGCGGCCACAGUGAAGGCGGGAGGCCCCGGUGGCACCGGGGCGCUGGCACGCUCACCUUUCUCCAUCGAGAGCCUCAUUGGUCGCAGCCGGGGUCCAGCGGUCGCCAGUGUGCAAGCCUCGCCCGGGGCCGCUACCGGGACCGCACCGGGAGCGGGGGGCGGAGGCUGCUCGGCGCAGGCGGCUGCGGGCCCGGCUGCCGCGCUCACCCGCUCGCUCGUGGUCGCCGCUGCGGCCGCCGCCUCGUCGGUGUCAUCGUCGGCCGCGCUGGGGACUCUGCACCAGGGGACUGCGCUGUCCAGUGUGGAGAACUUUACUGCUAGGAUUUCCAAUUGUUAGAAACGCCGUUAGCGCGCGUGAGAAAGUGAAGGUAGGACUCCCGGCCCCUUUCUGCGGAUGGGUGGUUGGUUUUGUUCGCUCCUCCCGGCCCUCGGCGACCUCGCGCCCCCAUUUUUGCCGCUUUGGAUUCUUGGACCGGACUGUGUUGGGCGACAGCUGGGGCGCCGCGCAGUUCGGCUCAGCGGGUCCCUCUAAUAUUUAUGCAAAAUCGCCCUAUGCUGCAACCCUGACUUGGGGAGGGAAGGAAGAGGGUGUUAGAGGAAGUCGCCCUGUUUUAGCACUAGGGGCUUCUUUGACUUUUGAUAAAUUGAGAAAACCAACCCAAACCAUCAACACUAAGCCCUUUUGAGGUAUAAAGAUUCUCAGGUCCAGGAGUUAAAAAGAAAAGUCAAUAAUGUUUAUAUGAAGCUCAUACAAACCCAGUAAAGGUCUCCAAGAAAUGCCUUUAUUUGCUCACACUUAUUUGGUUGUACUUUUUCAUGGAAAGGAAAAAAAUGAAUAACAUGUUUACACAAGAAACAAGUCAAAUUUUAUCAUUUCUUAUUUUAACCUGUGUUUUGUAUCAUAAUGGACAUGGGGAAUUUUUAUUUUGUACUUAUGCGUAUUCUUUACAAGGAGUAUUGUAAAUUUUACUGGCAAUUAUUAUUGUACUAUUCUAAUGUAAGAUUUUU